AUGAUGCAAUCGCACACGCAGCCAAGUAUCAUGUCGAACAAUAUCUCUCCGAGCAAAAACUCUUCUCCCUUAGUCGUUGAGAAGGCUACCAAUUUCGUUUCAAAAGAGCACGAUGCGAAGGAUAUUGCCCCCAAAGUUUCCGAGCAAAACGACUCGAUUGACAGCAAUGUUCAAUAUGGCGUUCGCAGAGCGCAAGCUGUCAACAAAGUUUGGACGAGGAACCACCUGAUGAUGGCUUACGUUUUUAUUUGGUUGAUUGAAUUCACGCUGGCAUACUCUUCUGGAGUUACCGCAACCCUCACGCCAUAUGUCACCAGCUCAUUUCAGAAACAUUCGCUCACUGCAUUGACCUCGGUCAUCUCCAGCCUCAUUGCAGGCCUAGUAAAACUUCCAUACGCCAAGCUAAUUGACAACUGGGGUCGACCGCAGGGCCUUGCUCUCAUGGUUGCAAGCAUGACAUUGGGCACGAUAAUGAUGGCUGGCUGCAACAACGUCCAGACUUAUUGCGCAGCACAGGUAUUCUAUUAUGUCGGAUACAAUGGUAUUGACUUUUCUAUUACUAUCUUCAUAGCAGACACAUCUGCACUGAGAAACCGAGCUCUGAUGAUAGCGUUCUCGUCUUCUCCCUGGCUUGCAACAGUGUGGGCAUCUGGCCCUACUGCUCAAAGUAUUCUUCAAACUAUCGGUUUUCGCUGGGGAUUUGGUAUAUGGGCUAUAAUUAUACCAGUGGCUUGCAGUCCACUUUUUUUCCUUUUCUAUUACAACCAGCGUAAGGCCGAAAGACUGGGCUUGUUGACUACAGCUCCCAGCGGACGUACUUGCUCAGAAAACUUCGUUUACUACUGCCGCGAGUUUGAUGUUAUUGGACUGCUAUUGAUCUCCACAGGCCUCGCACUCUUUUUGCUGUCGUUUAACCUGUACGCCUACCAGAAAAAUGAGUGGAAAUGCCCCCUGAUUAUUUGUUUCAUUAUUUUUGGAGGCCUGUUGAUCAUUGCGUUUGCUUUCUACGAGCAUUUCCUUGCACCAGUGACGUUUAUUCCAUGGGAGUUGAUGAAAAACCGAACCGUGUUUUUCACAUACACAAUGGUGGCAUGUCUAUACACGUCGUGGUAUAUCUGGGACAGCUAUUUCUACUCAAUGCUGAUUGUCGUUUUCGACACUGGCGUCGCAGAUGCCACGUACAUCGGAAAUAUCUAUACUAUCGGUUCAUGUUUUUGGUCUAUUGUCAUGGGAAUCAUCAUUCGGUACAAUGGACGCUUGAAGUGGCAGGCGCUUUACUUUGGCGUGCCCAUCACAAUCCUGGGCGUUGCUUUGAUGAUUAAGUUCCGUCAGCCUGGUGUCAAUAUCGGAUAUAUCGCUAUGUGUCAAAUUUUCAUUGCCUUCGGUGGUGGCACGUUGGUUAUAUGUGAACAGAUGACCAUCAUGGCUGUCAGCAGUCAGGCAAUGAUCCCAGCGCUGCUUUCAAUGGAGAGCAUGAUCACUUCUGUCGGUGGAGCCAUUGGCUCAACCAUCGCGGAGGCGCUCUGGAGUGGUGUUUUCCCGGAAAAGUUGGCCAAUUACCUCCCAACAACUGCGCAGAGCAAUUUGGCAGAGAUAUACGGUUCCAUCACUGUGCAGUCAUCGUAUCCAGUCGGCAGUCAAACACGAACUGCUAUCAAUCAUGCUUACGGGGAUACACAACGAUUAAUGCUCAUCACGGCGACGUGUCUACAUAUUUUAACCUGGGGUUCAGUUUUGUUUUGGGAGGACGUCGAUGUCAGAAAAAUCAAGCAGGUGAAGGGUCUGGUUCUAUAA
Messenger RNA from Talaromyces atroroseus, 1794 nucleotides. RefSeq lists its product as hypothetical. Gene Ontology annotation, molecular function: transmembrane transporter activity. The transcript is spliced from 2 exons. The record is from RefSeq and is a predicted model, not a curated record. Gene Ontology annotation, biological process: transmembrane transport. Bases 1 to 1794 code for a protein of 597 amino acids. Lineage: Eukaryota; Fungi; Ascomycota; Eurotiomycetes; Eurotiales; Trichocomaceae.